Molecule: messenger RNA, 1318 nt
Organism: Micropterus dolomieu (smallmouth bass)
Lineage: Eukaryota; Metazoa; Chordata; Actinopteri; Centrarchiformes; Centrarchidae
Product: serpin A3-5-like
Exons: 6
Coding region: 16-1272 (418 amino acids)
Biological process (GO): negative regulation of endopeptidase activity
Molecular function (GO): serine-type endopeptidase inhibitor activity
Source: RefSeq, a predicted model, not a curated record
CUCAGAUGAUGCUACAUGCCGUGGCUGCUGUAUUUGUUCACAAUGAUGCGUGCAGCACUGGGCAUCUGGAUCUUCUCUGCAGUGAUCUGCGUGGGGAGAAGCCAUCACCAUAUCGGUCAUGAUUCGGCAAACCAAGACACUGCACUAGACAGCAGUGCCAACAGUCUCUCACUGGUGACUUCAGCAAACAAAGAGUUUGCCUACCGUCUGUACAGGAAGUUAGCAGCUCAUGCUGACUCAGUAGGCAAGAAUAUCUUCUACUCCCCAGCUAGUGUGACUGCUGCCUUGGCUGCCUUGUCCGUAGGAGCACGGGGGGAGACCCACAAGCAGCUUUUCAGCGGUCUGGGUUUCAACAACACCCUCCUGACGCAGACAGAUGUGAAUCAGGUCUUUCAGGUACUCCUCGAAAGGGAAAACAAGACAUCAAGUGAAGGGACCGCUGUAUUUGUGGACAACAAGUUCAAGCCACGACCUGAGUUCCUGGGGGCCUUGAAGCAGUACUACUAUGCAGAUGGGUUCAGUGUCGACUUCACCAAAACCACAGACAGCGCCAAUACCAUCAAUAAGUAUGUGGAGGAGAAGACCAAUGGGAAGAUAGACAAGCUGGUCGAGAACCUGGAUCCAAACACAGUCAUGUAUCUUAUCAGCUACAUCUACUACAAAGGAAAGUGGGCGACUCCAUUUGACCCCAAGCUCACCAAGGAGGACACGUUCAAUGUGGACGCAAACACCAAGGUUCCAGUCCAGAUGAUGAAUAUGGAGAAGAAUGUUGAGAUCUAUAACGACCAGGGAAUUAACACAUCAGUCCUCCACCUCCCCUUCAACAGCACCUACUCCAUGCUGCUGUUGUUGCCUGAUGAUAUGGCAACACUGGAGAGAAACAUUGGCGCAGGCUAUAUCACUAAAUGGCUGAAGUGGACGAAAUCCAAGAAAUAUAACAUAUAUAUUCCAAAGUUCUCCAUCAAGGCCUCCUUCACGCUAAAUGAUGUGUUGACUGAAAUGGGAAUGACAGACAUGUUUGGUGAUCGUGCAGAUUUGAGUGGCAUUUCAGAGGCGCAAAACCUGGUAGUCUCAGAGGUUGUUCACCAAGCUACCCUGGAUGUCGAUGAGGUCGGAGCUACCGCUGCAGCUGCCACAGGCAUUGGCAUAACCCUCAUGUCCUUCCAACACAUCCCUGUCUUGAAGUUCAAUCGUCCAUUUAUGGUCGUCAUCACUGAACGCAGCACAGAAAACGUCCUAUUCAUGGGCAAGAUUAUCAACCCAAACAUCUGAUGGAAUAAACACUUUGUGUUUACUGAAGCACAGCUGUUGCAUCACA